UACCCCAAGGCUGACGGGCCUGGGAUGGGGGUGAGCAGCAUAUUCCCAGGAGGCACGGUGGUGGGGUCCUCCUGCCAAGCUUGGGGCUUUUCAUCAGCUGGAGAAAUGCAGACAGCAGAGGGAACUUUUGGAAAGAAAUCCUGGCUGGAAACGCCGUGAGUCUAUAUGUGGGGGCUCACCUGCAUGGCCUUAACCUCCUUGGAUCCGCAAUGUACAGGUCACUUUCCAGAUGAGGUCACUGAGGCACACAGAGCCCGGGCAGCUUGUCCCAGGGCUCAGCGGCCCCCUCCAGUGCCUAUGUCAAAGCCCAGCUGGCCACUGCCCCAGCCCCAGGCAUGAGGGAGAGGAUGCAUCUUGAACGUGUCCAGGGGGCUGAGAGAUGAGAGCAGUGCUAGAAUGUGCGUGUACCACACUCACUGAUUCCUCCGGAGAGCAGUUGAGACCCCUCCUCUGUACAUUAUGGGCAAAGCAGGAAGCAUCUUGCCUGCCCAGAACGCAUAUUGUCUUGGAGUGACAUACUCACUCUAAAGAAUGAGUUGUAGAACAGAGGACCAUAGAAGGAGUCAGACUUACAAGGAAAGUAAAUCCAGGAAGGGCAGGAGGGAAUACAGGUGCAGUGGUCAGCGAGGCCUCAACACAAGUUGGAGGGAAGUGCCCAGAACAUUCCAGGCAGACCCUAGAGAUAAUUCCAGGGUCUGGGGUCAGGCCAGGUGUCUGCAUCUUUAAGGAGCAAUGCCAGGUGAGCCUCAUGCAGGCGUCCAGGGAUAUGCUGGACAACCUCCCUUGGAGCCUGGGGUGAGGGGCUCAGGAGGGACAGGGUGCCAGGGAGGCCAGCCCAUGAGAGACAGUCCAGAGUGGCAGACCCGGGACCCCUUUUGGAGAGAGGAUGGAGUCAGUCGCCACCUGACUGUCUUCCUCAUCAGCCAGUCCAGGUCCCCCAUCAGGAUGAUCAAAAGGACCUGACGGCCAGUGCCCACACUGACAGCCCUGACCACCUCCACACCUGACUUAUUUCUGGGCCCUAUGACCUCAGCCCUGCUUGUCCCAAGUCCCCUGGCACAGUGACCUGGCCAGGAGGCCACCCGACUCUCUGCUGCAGGUGCCACUUGAAGACACAUGCUGUCCCCUUAUCUGGAUGUUUGACCCAUGGUGGGAAGAGGCAGCUGCCUCCAGCAGGUUGGAUGUGAAUGGACCAGGCCUGGGACAGAGCCCACGGGCCUCGGCCAAACCCAGCCACUGUCCGAGUGCGGGAGCUGAGCUGGCCAGGCCUGCACAAUCCCCGCCCACAGAGCAAGGACCCAGGCAGCCACAGGGACAGCCAUGGCGAGCGGCUGGUAGAGGAGUACCUGUCACCUGCCCGACUGCGGGCCCUGGCCCAGGUAGAUGACCUUGGACUGGUGAACAUGCUGGAGAUGUGUGUCAACACCCGUGAGAGCAGCCUGGGGAACUUUGGGGUGCACCUGCCCAACCUCAACCAGCUGAAGCUGAACGGCAGCUGCGUGGGCUCCGUGAGAGACCUGGGCACUUCCCUGGGCCACUUGCAGGUGCUGUGGCUGGCUCGCUGCGGCCUGACCGACCUGGAUGGUAUUGGCUCCUUCCUGGCCCUGAAGGAACUCUACGUCUCCUACAACAACAUCUCAGACCUGAGUCCGCUGUGCCUGCUGGAGCGGCUGGAGGUGCUGGACCUGGAGGGCAAUAGCGUAGAGGACCUGGGGCAGGUGCGCUACCUGCAGCUGUGCCCCAGGCUGGCCACACUCACCCUGGAGGGCAACCUGGUGUGCCUGCGGCCAGGGCCCAGCCCUUCUAAUAAGGUGCCCCAGGGCUACAACUAUCGGGCAGAGGUGAGGAAGCUCAUCCCCCAGCUACAGGUCCUGGAUGAGGUACCAGCCACACACACAGGCCUGCCGGCCUCCCGGAAGCUGGACCAGGACUGGCUCAUGGUGAAGGAGGCCAUCAAGGAAGGCAGUGUCUUGGAUGGCCUGCUCCCUGGGCUGGGUCAUCCCCACGGAGCCCCCAUUCAGAGACUCAGCUCCUUGCCUGAGACCCAGCCAUGGGCCCCCAGGCCAUGGCCCCUCUCCCUACUGGUCACUGGGGGUCCCCUGCCUGAAAGCCUGCUUCCCAAGGACCCAGCUCCAGAGGAUGACACCAGCAACCUCACCCAUGGUGCCAGCCGAGUCCUCUGUGGGAAUCCCACCAAAGGCCUGCGGGAGCGUCGACACCAGUGCCAGGCCUGGGCAGUGCCGGAACAGCUGCCCCCACACAGGCUGAAGGACCUGGCUGCUAGUGCCUCCAGCCCAGGGUCUGAUCCUACAGAUAGCAGUGACCUCCUGGCCUUGGCUAGGCUGCCGGCCUGCAGGGAGCUGCGCCUGCGGUCCCUGGAGGCCCAGCAGGAAGGUGCCACGGCCCCCUGGGGCACACGGAGGGGCCCUGAAGAGCAAGAGGACAAGUCGAGGCCCAAGACUCCCUCCAGUGCCCUAUGCCUGGCCCCAGAGCCUUCCAGGACCUUGGGCUGUAGCCUGACCCCCUCUCCCCCCAAGAUGCCCAUGCCUGCUGAUUCUAGCAACAGCUACUGGGGGUCCACAGGCCUGCAGUUCCGGAGGCGGAGGCUCAGAGCCCUGUGUAGCUUAGGGCCUGGCCUAGGGCAGGGACUGGCUACAGUGACGGCUCUGACAGCCCUGGAGGUGACCUCAGGCUCAAGCCCUCGAGCCCAAGGAUGUCCAGGCCCAAAGCCAGCACCAGAUCCAGCAAUUAGACCCCCUGGCCUCCGAUGCAUGCCACACCUGAACCCUAUCACCCCAGCCCAAUCCCACCCCUAGUGUAAUCCCCCACCUACU
Ailuropoda melanoleuca (giant panda) is the source of this 2834-nucleotide messenger RNA. It is a transcript of the gene LRRC56, whose product is annotated as leucine rich repeat containing 56. Gene Ontology annotation, molecular function: protein binding. The record is from RefSeq and is a predicted model, not a curated record. The transcript is spliced from 12 exons. Lineage: Eukaryota; Metazoa; Chordata; Mammalia; Carnivora; Ursidae. The coding region runs from base 1188 to 2816 and encodes 542 amino acids.